AUGACAUGUUGCAGAAGGCCGCAGAAGAAUGCAUUUUCAAAAAACGAAAUAAUUCAGGAAGACGAUGAUGAAAAAAGAAAAGUGAAUUUUGGUUGGAAGUUUUUCCGGAGCACCUGCCAUCUCAUAAACAUAAUAUUUCGCCCAUUUUGUUCGAGACAAGUUGCUUUCCUUGUGCUCUUAAUUGUAGUGGCAUAUCAAACAGUUUUCUUUGCCAUCCUUGUUAUCAUUUGUAACGCCUUUGUAAGUCUCAUUGCAGGGUAUCUGGCCAUUGAGAUGCGAGAAAUCAUCACAAAUGCCAUUCAUGCAUUGUACUUUCGGGCAAACGCUUAUUAUGUUGUCAUUAACUUCCUCAACGUCGAUAAUCCGUACGAUCAGCGGUUCGUUCAAGAUGUGGAUUCACUCUGCACCAGUUUCACCUCCCUUGCACCUGAUCUUGUUCUCAGCCCUUUCGUAAUAGCCUUUUACACAUACAAAACUGUGGACAGGGCAGGCUGGCUGGGACCCGUAUCUAUUCUGGUGUUUUUUAUAGUUUUUUCGAUCAUUAACCGUUUCAUCGUGCCCUGGGUUGCGCGGUCUGUCUUCGAGCGUGAACGGCAAGAGGGCUACUUUAGGUUCCUGCAUGCACACUUACGCCUUCAGUCCGAGCAGGCUGCAUUUAGCAGAGCAUCAGUGCCCGAAUACUGCGUGGCCGACUGUUCGCUCCGUCGACUCUUAGCUGCUCAGCAGACCUGGACCACUAGGAACACCCUCCUUUCUUGUAAGUAUCGAAAAAGUACACAUGAAGUACUAAAGCCGCCUUGGUACAUUACACUUCAUUCACAUUCAUUCCUUAAAACUAAAACAGUGCAAUACAUUAAACACUGUGUAUAA
This is a messenger RNA of Dibothriocephalus latus, 870 nucleotides long. Lineage: Eukaryota; Metazoa; Platyhelminthes; Cestoda; Diphyllobothriidea; Diphyllobothriidae. The record is from the annotation of a GenBank genome assembly.